This is a messenger RNA of Acanthochromis polyacanthus (spiny chromis), 3042 nucleotides long. RefSeq names its product epsin 3a (gene epn3a). Gene Ontology annotation, biological process: endocytosis. Gene Ontology annotation, cellular component: endosome; plasma membrane; clathrin vesicle coat. The record is from RefSeq and is a predicted model, not a curated record. The coding region runs from base 441 to 2327 and encodes 628 amino acids. Gene Ontology annotation, molecular function: clathrin binding; phospholipid binding. Lineage: Eukaryota; Metazoa; Chordata; Actinopteri; Pomacentridae. The transcript has 11 exons.
UCCAUCCAUUUUUUACUGUGUGUGUGUGUUUCCAGGGGGGCUGUGCCAUCUGCAGGCUCAGUAUACGCACACGCACAACUUAGUUUUGAUAACAAAACAGCACCGCCGCGCUUCGGAUUCCUCCCGAGCACUUCUCUUCGGAUCUUGUUCCCCUUCCUUUGUGCUCUAAAUACCUCUCCACACUCUGUCCGAAAGCUCCGGGACAUGUCGAGAGGCGGAGGCGUCUCUUAUUCCGCCCGAAGCCUCCCCAAGUUGGGACCCCGCUGACGCGCUAUGACAUGAAGCAAGAACACACUUGUGGACGUCACUGAAGUUUCCAGGAGGCCUUUUCUUUAUUGCAUUUUUCUACUGAACCGAACACACCACCUUGCCGAAGGCAUCGCAGUGGGCUGGCCUGCUGUUAGACUUCCCUUUGCCGCCUGUGAAACACUACUGCCAUCAUGCAGACCUCAUCGCUCCGUCGCCAGAUGAAAAACAUGGUCAACAACUACACAGAGGCCGAGAUCAAGGUCCGGGAGGCCACCUCCAACGACCACUGGGGACCCCCCAGCUCGCUCAUGUCUGAAAUUGCAGACCUGACCUUCAACGCUGUGGCUUUCACCGAGGUCAUGGGCAUGAUCUGGAAGAGGCUCAACGAUCACGGAAAAAACUGGAGGCACGUUUACAAGGCGCUCACCCUGCUGGACUAUUUGAUCAAAACGGGAUCUGAGCGAGUGGCCCAGGAGUGCCGGGAGAACAUAUACACCAUUCAGACACUGAGAGACUUCCAGUACAUAGAUCGAGACGGACGUGACCAGGGUGUCAACGUCCGAGAGAAGGCGAAACAAUUGGUGGCUCUGUUGAGGGAUGAGGAGAAGCUGAAAAAGGAGAGGAGCCAGGCACUGAAGACCAAGACGCGCAUGGCGGGGGUCACCAGUAGCUUAGGCCCUGGAUCCAUGCCUCCUCCGUACCCGGGACGCCACACGGCCAGUUCGGCUGGGAUGUACGGGGAUGAUUUCAGCAGGUGCAGAGGUUCACCAGCCUCUUUCCACUCCUCCUCUUCCUCUCCUCCACUUGCCCCAGACCUGGAACAAGCAAGACCAGCGACCAGUGGAGAAGAGGAGUUGCAGCUGCAGCUGGCCCUGGCUAUGAGCCGAGAAGAAAGUGAAAAGCCACCUCCCACAGUGGAUAUUGAUGAGCAGACCCAGCUCCAGAUCGCUAUGAGUCUCAGCAAGGAGGAGGCCCAGAAGCCAGUCCAACAUCCACCUGCUGCCACCGUGGACAUGGACGAGGAAACCCAGCUCCAGCUAGCCCUGAGCCUGAGCAAGGAGGAACACCAGCAGGAGCAACUGAGUCGCCAAGGAGAUGAGUCGCUGCUCCAGAAAGCUCUGGAGGAAAGCAAACGAGAAAUGGAGUCUAAAGGCGGGACGGCCUUUAUGGACCUGGUAGAUGUUUUUGCAGUACCCACAGAUCCGCCACCUAGUGACCAACGCUGGAAUAACGCCCCACACCAGGCUGCUGCUGCUGGUGCUGGGGGCACCGACCCCUGGGACUCCCUGGAAGGUAGCACCAACAUCCCAAGAGCAGAUUCUCCCUGGAUGGUGCCUCCAACUUCCAACAGCCCUCCUCCACCAUGGGAGCCUCCAGCUAUCCCUUGGGAUGGACAACAAAACAAUGUCCCCAACCUCAGCGCUGGAGGCAAAGUGUGGGCUUUUCCUGCAAACACAGCCUCCACAGGAGUUGAUCCAUUCUCAGCCCCAUCAGAAAGAACAGCACCCAAGGGAGCAGACGGUGAACCUUCUCCCCGAGCUGGAAGCCCCUCAGAUGGUGACUUGUUUAAUGAUGCCAUGGAUGGCGGUGAGGUUAAUGUCAACGGGCGAGGGGGUGGCAGCCCCGAGCUCUUCGACAUGUCCCGUCUCGGAGAAAGCCUGGCUGCGCCCAGCCCUCGUACAUGCCGGACACCUGAGUCCUUCCUGGGCCCCACAGCAGCUUCUUUGGUGAAUUUGGACACCUUGAUCCCAGCAAACCCCCCAACAAAGACCAAGAACCCCUUUUUAUCAGGCCUGAGUGCUCCUUCAGCCACUAAUCCAUUCCAACCCGAGCAGCCAAAACUAAGUCUGAAUCAGAUGAGCUCCACCUCUGCGGCUCCCCAUUCCACUCUUCCAUACAGUGCCUCUUUGCCCCUGCCUACAAGCCAUCAGGGGGCGUCCCUCCCUUCAUCACUCACUCACCCCACCCAGCCUGGUCUGGACCUGCCAGGAAACCUCCCUGAGCCCUUGUUGCCGUUUUCCUCGGGCAGUAUUCAGGGCUCACAGUCUGCACAGAGCAGUCAGAACCCUUUCUUAUGAGGACCAACUAAACUGGAGAAAAAUAUUGUAGAAAAAGGGGGGAUAUCAGUAGGUUAUGCUCUUGAAAUAUCAUUCUAACUGCAGACAAAACUGCAGCCCAGAGGACUUGUAAUAAAAAUCUAUUCUUAGUUGUUUUUAUAUUGCUGUAUAGCACAGUAACCCUUAGAUUGAUGCAAGAUGGUUCUGCCCUCCACUGCAACCACAUAUCCUUCUCCUCUUUUAAAUAAUGCGAUAACAGGGCAUAAAAGAAAUAACACAUUUUUAUCAGAGGCUAGUAGUGUCAUGUACAACUUCCUUAAGGUCAUAACCUGUUGCUUACUGACAAACUACACAAAAAGCACAUAUUUGUAAUGAUUUGUUGUCACUGAACUGAGCUGGAAAUGCCAGGUAAAUGGGUGAUGGAUUUGACCACUGCAUUUUCUGACUCCUUGAAAGACAGAUUUCUGAGAGGCGACCUGUCCAGUGAAUGCGGCAUUCCUGCAUCAACACAGUUAACUAUGUGGAGCUUCUGUUGGACCAGAACUGAUGAUAAAUAUUGGUGUACACAUAAUUUUUACUGUAGUGACAAAAAUUGCUCAAUGAAAUCAUAGUUUGGGAGGGCUGUAAGCACUUUGGAAUUCAUGGUAAGCAAGGCAGCAUUUAAAAAUGUAUGAAUCCGAUUUUUAUUCAUUGCUUGUGAACCACUGACUCAUCAAAUAUAAGGGUAUAAUUACAA